UGUUAGAUUUUCUCUAAAGACACGACAGUCCACCAAAAAUGUCUUACCUAACUGUAUUUAUUGUAAUUUGCGCGAUUACCGCCGUAGCUGCCUCAGAGAGCAAGCUGAACUGGUCGACCGUUGUGCGUCCACAUAUGAAUCCUGCGGAUGCAAUUCAACCUAAAUUACAUGAGAGGAACUUUGGUGCGCGCAUUAUUAAUGGAGAAAUAGCUGGACGUAAACAAUUUCCCUAUCAAGCGGGUUUGGAGUUUUUUACACUUUUAGGGGGAGUUUGGUGUGGCGGAUCUAUCAUCUCGGAUCGUUGGAUUAUUGGCGCUGCACAUUGCACGGAAGCGCUCAUCGCUGGUGUAAAUGUGUAUGUGGGUGCUUUCAAUAGAUUAGAUCGCAAAGAGGCGGGUCAACACGUUAUUUAUGUAACAAGGAAACACAUAAUCUUGCAUGAGAACUAUGAUGACAUUGAGCUUACAAAUGAUUUAGUCCUAAUUAAACUGCCAGUGCCGCUGGAAUUCACUGAGUUCAUUCAGCCAGUGAAACUUCCGAAAAGAGAGGCAGUUAAUGAAUCUUUUGAAAAUGAAAUCGCGAUUGCGUCCGGCUGGGGAAUAAUAUCCGAUGAUGACUUCAAACCCACGGAUAUUCUACGCUGGAUUGAUGUACCGAUUAUUAGUAACACUGAAUGCAAUUCGUGGAUUUAUGGCUCAAUUCAUUCAACAAAUAUUUGCAUCGGCACUGAUAACUAUAAGUCCACAUGUCACGGUGAUGCCGGCGGGCCCCUGGUUUUAGCUAAGGACUCAACACUUAUCGGCGUGGCAUCCUACAAUAUUAUCUAUAGCUGUGAGAUUGGUGGGCCAGCCCCUUUUACGCGCGUAACUUCGUAUUUGGACUGGAUUGAAGCUAAAACUGGCAUAUCGAGCAAAUAACCAAAUCUUGAUAUCUUUUUAGUUAAAGUAUAACAUUUUUAAGUGUAAAUGCGGUAAAAAUUGAAAAUAAAGCGGUCAUCGAUUUUCUGCGAUCUCGACGUGUCGAUAGUCAUGGUUA
Zeugodacus cucurbitae (melon fly) is the source of this 1035-nucleotide messenger RNA. RefSeq names its product brachyurin. Bases 39 to 917 code for a protein of 292 amino acids. Gene Ontology annotation, molecular function: serine-type endopeptidase activity. The transcript has 4 exons. Gene Ontology annotation, biological process: proteolysis. Lineage: Eukaryota; Metazoa; Arthropoda; Insecta; Diptera; Tephritidae. The record is from RefSeq and is a predicted model, not a curated record.